AUUGACCAAUGAGGAUUUCGGGGCGGGAUCCUUCGCCGCGGCGGAGUCCAAGAUGGCGGCGUGCGGUUCCGCUGUGUGAAACGAGCGCGGGGCGGCGGGUUAAUCUGCUCCGCGGAGACGACCUCCGACGACCCGCAACAAUGAAGGGGAAAGAGCGCUCGCCAGUCAAGGCCAAACGCUCCCGUGGUGGUGAGGACUCGACUUCUCGCGGGGAGCGGAGCAAGAAGUUGGGGGGCUCUGGUGGCAGCAAUGGGAGCAGCAGCGGCAAGACCGACAGCGGCGGCGGGUCGCGGCGGAGCCUUCAUCUGGACAAGUCCAGCAGCCGAGGUGGCAGCCGCGAGUAUGACACCGGUGGGGGCAGCUCCAGUAGCCGCUUGCAUAGUUACAGCUCCCCGAGCACCAAAAAUUCUUCGGGCGGGGGCGAGUCGCGCAGCAGCUCCCGGGGUGGAGGCGGGGAGUCACGUUCCUCCGGGGCCGCCUCCUCAGCUCCCGGCGGCGGGGACGGCGGGGAAUACAAGACCCUGAAGAUCAGCGAGUUGGGGUCCCAGCUGAGUGACGAGGCGGUGGAGGACGGACUGUUUCACGAGUUCAAACGCUUCGGUGAUGUAAGUGUCAAAAUCAGUCAUCUCUCGGGUUCUGGCAGCGGGGAUGAGCGGGUAGCCUUUGUGAACUUCCGGCGGCCAGAGGACGCGCGGGCGGCCAAGCAUGCCAGAGGCCGCCUGGUGCUCUAUGACCGGCCCCUGAAGAUAGAAGCUGUGUAUGUGAGCCGGCGCCGCAGCCGCUCGCCUUUAGACAAAGAUACUUACCCUCCGUCUGCCGGCGUGGUUGGGGCCUCAGUAGGUGGCCACCGGCACCCGCCUGGAGGAGGCGGUGGCCAGAGAUCGCUUUCCCCCGGUGGCGCUGCCUUGGGAUACAGAGACUACCGGUUGCAGCAGUUGGCUCUUGGCCGCCUGCCCCCUCCGCCUCCGCCACCGUUGCCCAGAGAGCUGGAGAGAGAACGAGACUACCCGUUCUAUGAGAGAGUGCGCCCAGCAUACAGUCUUGAGCCAAGGGUGGGGGCUGGAGCAGGUGCUGCCCCUUUUAGAGAAGUGGAUGAGAUUUCACCGGAGGAUGAUCAGCGCGCUAACCGGACGCUUUUCUUGGGCAACCUAGACAUCACUGUGACAGAGAGUGAUUUACGAAGGGCUUUUGAUCGCUUUGGAGUCAUCACCGAAGUAGACAUCAAGAGGCCUUCUCGUGGCCAGACCAGUACCUAUGGCUUUCUCAAAUUUGAGAACCUAGACAUGUCUCACCGGGCCAAACUUGCAAUGUCUGGCAAAAUUAUAAUUCGGAAUCCUAUUAAAAUUGGUUAUGGUAAAGCUACACCCACCACCCGCCUCUGGGUAGGUGGCCUGGGACCUUGGGUGCCACUUGCUGCCCUGGCACGAGAGUUCGACCGAUUUGGCACCAUACGCACCAUAGACUACCGGAAAGGUGAUAGUUGGGCAUAUAUUCAGUAUGAAAGCCUGGAUGCAGCGCAUGCUGCCUGGACCCAUAUGCGGGGCUUCCCACUUGGUGGCCCAGAUCGUCGCCUUAGAGUAGACUUUGCGGACACAGAACAUCGUUACCAGCAGCAGUAUCUGCAGCCUCUGCCUUUGACUCACUACGAACUCGUGACAGAUGCUUUUGGACAUCGGGCACCUGACCCUUUGAGGGGUGCUCGGGAUAGGACACCACCCUUACUAUAUAGAGAUCGGGAUCGGGACCUUUAUCCUGAUUCUGAUUGGGUGCCACCCCCACCCCCAGUCCGGGAACGCAGCACCCGGACCACGGCUGCUGCUGUGACUGCUUAUGAGCCACUGGACAGCCUGGAUCGCAGGCGGGAUGGCUGGUCCUUGGACCGGGACAGAGGCGAUCGAGAUCUGCCCAGCAGCAGAGACCAGCCCAGGAAGCGAAGACUACCUGAGGAGGGCGGAGGACGGCAUCUGGACAGGUCCCCUGAGAGUGACCGACCACGGAAACGGCACUGUGCUCCUUCUCCUGACCGCAGUCCAGAAUUGAGCAGUAGCCGAGACCGUUACAACAGUGACAAUGACCGAUCUUCCCGUCUCCUUCUCCUGGAAAGGCCCUCUCCAAUCAGAGACAGACGGGGCAGUUUGGAGAAGAGCCAGGGUGACAAGCGAGACCGUAAAAACUCUGCAUCAGCUGAACGGGAUAGGAAGCACCGGACAGCUGCUCCCACCGAGGGAAAAAGCCCUCUGAAAAAGGAAGACCGACCUGAUGGGAGCGCACCCAGUACCAGCACUGCUUCAUCAAAGCUGAAGUCCCCUUCCCAGAAACAGGAUGGGGGGACCGCCCCUGCGGCAGCUGCUUCUCCGAAACUCUGUUUGGCCUGGCAAGGGAUGCUUCUACUGAAGAACAGCAACUUUCCUUCCAACAUGCAUCUGUUGCAGGGUGACCUCCAAGUGGCCAGUAGUCUUCUUGUGGAGGGCUCAACUGGAGGCAAAGUGGCCCAGCUCAAGAUCACUCAGCGUCUCCGUUUGGACCAGCCCAAGUUGGAUGAAGUAACUCGACGCAUCAAAGUGGCAGGGCCCAAUGGUUACGCCAUUCUUCUGGCUGUGCCUGGAAGUUCUGAAAGCCGGUCCUCCUCUUCCUCAGCCACGACAGACACUGCCACCUCUACUCAGAGGCCACUUAGGAACCUUGUGUCCUAUUUAAAGCAAAAGCAGGCAGCUGGGGUGAUCAGCCUCCCUGUUGGGGGGAACAAAGACAAAGAAAACACCGGGGUUCUUCAUGCCUUCCCACCCUGUGAGUUCUCCCAGCAGUUCCUGGAUUCCCCUGCCAAGGCACUGGCCAAAUCUGAAGAAGAUUACCUGGUCAUGAUCAUUGUCCGUGCAAAACUGGUGAACAGCGGAUGAAGAUAUGGAAUUCAAAGCUCUAAUGGACCUUUUUGAAGAGAAGUUGUGGCUUAUGUGGAGUUUACAUGGGCCUCUGAUGGAAGAAAGCUAAUCUGUUUAGUAUUUGUGCAUUUUACUAAAAUGGCAGCUUAAAGUUGUGUAUCUGCUAUUGUGAUGCCAAUGCCGGUGUUUUAAGUGGAAAAAAAUGACCUCUUUGCUUUGUGCUGUGUACACAAGAUUUCUGGAAAAGUAAAGAAAAACCCUUUUUAUGGCUCACACAGCUUAAAAGUAGCUGUCACUCAAACGUGCGCUCACAGUUGAGCUGCUUUUGUUUUAUUCUAAAUAAAUUGUUUCUUUUGAGGAAAAUGUUUUUCUGCCUGGAAGUGAAUUGACGACAAACCUUUGACCCCUUUGUUUGCAGCCAAGGGGGUAUUUGCCGCUGCUCAGAUCUUGUAUGUUUUGAGCAAGAAGCAGGGAGAUCAUCAAUUUCAUUUUGACUAUCACGGUGUGUCAAUUCUGAAGGAUCACUAGUGUUACUGUGACCCCCUUUGUUUGCAGUGAAGGGGAUCAUUUGCUUCUCGGUCCUCAACGUGAUGAGGAAAUGGUGCUGUUUGCUGGCACGCAAGAAGCCGGGGCAAGCACCCUAAGCCUCACCACAGUGCACGAGUCGGGGGCUUUGCUGGUUUGAAGAGCCGGAGUUGCUGAAAUUUAAGUUGUGAUUUAUUUUGUUCACCCAUCACGUUUGACCUUAGUUUCAUUUUUAAUUUGAAGAAAAGUUUGAAAUUGCUUUAUCUUGCACUUAACAUUGCACCAAAUUGCCAAAAGAAGGAGAAAUGCUCCGUUUGCUUUUUAAAUGUUAAAUGAUGAUGUUAAUAAAGCCUUUCCUGACACA
Molecule: messenger RNA, 3768 nt
Organism: Oryctolagus cuniculus (rabbit)
Lineage: Eukaryota; Metazoa; Chordata; Mammalia; Lagomorpha; Leporidae
Gene: RBM15
Product: RNA binding motif protein 15
Molecular function (GO): RNA binding
Source: RefSeq, a predicted model, not a curated record